Tachyglossus aculeatus (Australian echidna) is the source of this 1440-nucleotide messenger RNA. It is a transcript of the gene ACOD1, whose product is annotated as aconitate decarboxylase 1. Gene Ontology annotation, molecular function: lyase activity. Bases 16 to 1440 code for a protein of 474 amino acids. Lineage: Eukaryota; Metazoa; Chordata; Mammalia; Monotremata; Tachyglossidae. The transcript is spliced from 5 exons. The record is from RefSeq and is a predicted model, not a curated record.
CAUCGCUAACCCAGGAUGACUCCCCAGUCUGUCACGGGAAGCUUCUCCAGAGUGAUCCACGGCCUGACAACCAGGCACCUGACGGAGCGGACCGUUCGGAGGAGCAAACGGAUGAUUCUCGACACCCUGGGCGUUGGGCUGUUGGGCACUGGCACGGAGGUCUUCCACAAGGUCACCCAAUACAGCAAAAUCUUCAGUUCCAACGCAGCCAGUACCGUCUGGGGCCAUUCAGAUUUCAGACUCCCGCCGGCGUACGCUGCUUUUGUGAACGGAGUGGCAGUCCACUCGAUGGAUUUUGAUGACACCUGGCAUCCCGCCACUCACCCGUCGGGAGCCGUGCUGCCGGUCCUCAUCGCCUUGUCCGAAGCCCUGCCGCAAAAGCCGAAGAUAUCGGGCCUUGACCUGCUUUUGGCUUUCAACGUUGGGAUCGAAGUGCAAGGCCGACUGAUGCGCUUUUCCACUGAGGCCAGCGACAUCCCGAAGAGAUUCCACCCGCCGGCGGUCGUUGGCACUCUGGGCAGCGCCGCUGCCGCAGCCAAGCUCCUGGGGCUGAGCCCGGCCGAGUGCCAAGAGGCCCUGGCCAUCGCCGCCUCCUACGCGGGAGCGCCCAUGGCCAACGCCGCCACCCAGACCAAGCCCCUCCACGUGGGCAACGCGGCCCGGCACGGGCUGGAGGCCGCCUGCCUGGCGUUCCUCGGCCUCCGGGGCAACCGCCGCAUCCUGGACCUGCCCACCGGUUUCGGGGCCUUCUACUCCGACUACGUCCCCGAGGCCCUGCCGGCUUUGGAGUCCUACCCCUGGCUGCUGGACCGGCAGGACGUGGCCACCAAGCGCUUCCCCGCCCACCUGGGCACGCACUGGGUGGCCGACGCCGCCUCGGCCGUCAGGGAGAGCAUGGCGGCCGGGAAGGGCUCGCCGCCCGGCCCGGAGCAAAUCGAGAGGAUCGUCCUGCGGGUCCCGGACGUCCGCUACGUCGACCGGCCCUUCCCGGAGUCCGAGCACGAGGCCCGCCACUCCUUCCAGUUCGUGGCCUGCGCGGCCCUGCUGGACGGCGGCCUCUCGGUCGGCUCCUUCCACGAGGGCCGGCGGGGCAGGCCGCGGCUGAGGGAGCUUCUGGGGAGAGUCCGGCUGGAGAGCCCCCCGGAAAACCGGCCCAACUUCGACACCCUCUACUGCGAAGUCAGCGUGACCCUCCGGGGCGGGGAGACCUUCACCCGACGCUGCGACACCUUCUACGGACACUGGCGGAAGCCCCUGAGCCCCGGGGACCUGGAGGACAAAUUCAGGGCCAACGCUUCCGCGGCGCUCGGCCCGGAGGCGGCAGAGACCGUCAUCAAGGCGGUGAACGAGCUGGAGGCCCUGGACGACUGCUCCUUGCUAACGGCGUUUUUGAAGGGGACCUUGUCCCCCAAGGAAGACUCCGAAAUGUGCUCCGCCUAG